Messenger RNA from Panicum virgatum (switchgrass), 2314 nucleotides. Its product is annotated as serine carboxypeptidase-like 27. The transcript is spliced from 9 exons. Gene Ontology annotation, biological process: proteolysis. The coding region runs from base 691 to 2064 and encodes 457 amino acids. Gene Ontology annotation, cellular component: vacuole. The record is from RefSeq and is a predicted model, not a curated record. Lineage: Eukaryota; Viridiplantae; Streptophyta; Magnoliopsida; Poales; Poaceae. Gene Ontology annotation, molecular function: serine-type carboxypeptidase activity.
GCUCGGCCCGGCUCCGCUCUGCUCACCCACGCGCCACCACCGGCACCACCACCACCACCGCGCCACCACGCCCUCCGACACCCCACUUGCCGCGCUGUAACACCUAUUCACCUAGCAGCCUACCACGACGCCGCGCUGUUGUGGACGCCGAGUUUUUUCUCCGAGAGGCGCGCGAUCUGAUCCGGCGCGCCUGAGCUGUACCCGUGCCAAUCAAUCAUCGAGCGCGGGUGAGGAAAUCUUGGCACAUUCGGCCUGUACUUUCCCCGCAACCACCGCCUUUGCCGGCACCGCGCGCUGGUCAGAGCAGAGCCAGCGGAUGAGGUCAGCUGCCUCCCUCCUCCUCCUCCUCUUCCCUUUGACGCUAAAAGGGGACACCGCACGGGCUCCAUGAGCUGUCCAACGGUCAAUGGGAGUAGCGUGCGGGCCCAAAAUCCCCACUCAAAUCAAGACAGCAACAGGGCAAGCAAUCCCCCUGUCCCUGGUCAGCAACAGCAGUAGCUGGAGCGCCGUUGCGUUCGCGUAGUGGGCUAGUGCAGACCACUGUGCUGCUGGGUGCAGCCAGGCUCAGGCGCUCAGCUCCGCUGCUUCCAGUCCAGUCUCCAGCGCCUGAAGCUCAAAGAUCUCCCGGGGGGACCUGCUCCGCACUGCACUGGUAGCUUGCCUCUGCCCAGCCAUUGGAGCUUGUCCCCAAUGGCAAUGGCUCGCGCGUUGGCGCUGCUGCUGGUAGUUUCAGUAGUAGCAGCGGCGGCCGUGGCCACCGGCACCGCCGACCAGGAGAGCGACCGGAUCCGGGAGCUCCCGGGGCAGCCGCCCAACGUGGACUUCUCGCAGUACUCUGGCUACGUCACGGUGAACCCGGCGCGGGGGCGCGCGCUCUUCUACUGGCUCGUGGAGGCGGUGCCGGCGGCGGGGCCCAUCGCGCCUCUCGUCCUCUGGCUCAACGGCGGGCCCGGGUGCUCGUCGGUCGGCUACGGCGCCUCCGAGGAGGUCGGCCCGUUCCGCAUCAGGCCCGACGGCCAGACGCUCUACCUCAACCCCAAUUCCUGGAACAAGGCGGCCAAUUUGCUCUUCUUGGAGUCGCCGACCGGCGUUGGCUUCUCCUACUCGAAUUCGUCGCUGGAUCUACACACCGCGGGAGACGCAAAGACAGCACUGGGUUCCUAUGCUUUCCUGGUAAAUUGGUUGGAGAGAUUUCCACAGUACAAGUACAGAGAGUUUUAUAUUGCUGGAGAAAGUUAUGCAGGACAUUACGUUCCUCAAUUAGCCCAGCUCAUAUAUGAAAAGAACAAGGGCAUUGAGAAUCCCACAAUUAAUUUUAAAGGAUUUAUGGUGGGGAAUGCGGUUAUUGAUGACUACCAUGACUACCUUGGCACGUUUGAGUAUUGGUGGACUCAUGGUCUGAUCUCUGACAAAACGUAUCACAACUUGAAGGCAACAUGCUUGCUUGAAUCCUCGCAGCACCCUUCUCCUGACUGUCUCAAGAACCUAAAUCUAGCCAGUGCUGAAGAAGGCAAUAUUGAUCCUUACAGUUUGAAUACAAAGCCAUGCAAUGACACCGCCUCUCUCAAACUAGGCUUGGGUGGACGUUAUCCUUGGUUGUCCAGAGCUUACGAUCCUUGCACCGAAAGAUAUGCAAGUAUUUACUACAAUCGGCCAGAAGUGCAGAAAGCAUUACAUGCAAAUACAACCGGAAUUAAUUACCCUUGGCAAACAUGCAGCGAUAUUGUCGGAACCUAUUGGGCAGAUUCCCCAAGAUCCAUGCUUCCAAUCUACCAAGAACUGAUAGCAGCCGAUAUCAAGAUAUGGGUUUUCAGUGGGGAUACAGAUGCUGUAGUUCCUAUAACUGCAACAAGGUACUCGAUUGACGCUCUCAAGCUUCCAACACUGGUAAAUUGGUACCCUUGGUAUGACCAUGGGAAGGUAGGAGGUUGGAGUCAAGUUUACAAAGGAUUAACUCUAGUAACCGUAGCAGGUGCAGGACAUGAAGUCCCGUUGCACCGGCCUCGACAAGCUUUGAUAUUGUUCAGACACUUUUUGCAGAAUAAACCAAUGCCAACACAAUAGCCACUUGAAGCAGAGUUACAUUGUAAACUAUCACAGUAAAAUUUAUUGUUUUCAAUUUUUACUUGAUUUUGUUGUUACAACAUAUUAUUCAAUUAUCUCGAUUGAAUGUAUGUAUGCCUUUUAGCAAAUAGGGAUACCUGAGAUUUGUACUGCAGAAGCUUAAGAGCUCCUCUGUAUAUGAUAAUGAUUUUAAGCAGUACCUCACUCUUAGAAUUUGCUCAAGAAUAUAAUUGGCUUCCUGCUAGCUCUA